AUGACAAGAGAUGAAAGCCAGGAAAGAGUGUUAACGGCUGUACCAAUGUAUUCUCCGUGUGGAAGAAGCGGUUUUCAUCCUUCUUUGGGACCUUCGGCUAUACCAACGGAUCAAAUGAUGGUUUUCAAAACGCAAGUUGAAGAUGUUGGAAUGGCUACUGCCCAAGGCGCAAUACCCACUUCUUCUAUGUCAAUGUCUAUGGACAGCUCUGUCAGCAGCAACUUGGAAUACCGAUCCCACGCUGAAGCAAGUCUAAGCGGGGACUAUGUACCAACGGCUGUACCGAUAGGAAGCCCUUGUGGAAGAACAAAACUCCACGUGCCUCUUGGUCCUUCAGCAAUACCUACAGACCAAAUAGUAAUACUGGAUGCUCAAACUACAACUGGAGAUAGCCUCGGUAGCACAACGACCGAGUUCAGUGCAGCAGCGGAAUCUAAUGAUCACAGCACAGAACGGUUGGUGACAGCGUCGCCAAUAGGUACACCGUGUGGCAGAACUAAGUUUCGAGUGCCUCUCGGACCAUCAGCAAUACCUACUGAUCAAAUACUCAAAUUCGAACAACAAAGAACUGUUGUGCCCGAUGGGCUGUCCCCGCUGCGCUCAGCUGUCGGAAAGUCUACCGAUUUUAUAUCACCUAUAGCCGCUUCGGGUACUCGACCACUGAUUGAUCAAUGGAAUCUUGCUAGGAACGACAACAGCGAUACAAAUGUCUCAAAUCGGAAGAAGACAGCAUGUGAACCAUCAGAAGUUAAGGUGCAGCCUUCUGGAGGAAAGACAGCCUUAUCUAAUUCUCCUUUAUCACCUAUUGCAAACACCGCUAGACUUCCAUCUGGUGAUUCAUUGUUCAAGGAAAGUGAAGUGCAAAUGGAUCGUACAGCUGCGCAGCAAAAGCUAAUUGAUCAGAUGCUGAAGAGGAAUCAGUCAGGAGCUACUCAAGAGACCACACCAGAAGGACUACCGCAGGUCGAAGUUAUUAAGCUCUGGCCGCGUGAUGGUAGGCAUACGUAAAA
Messenger RNA from Strongylus vulgaris, 1010 nucleotides. NCBI's taxonomy places the organism in Eukaryota, Metazoa, Nematoda, Chromadorea, Rhabditida, Strongylidae. The record is from the annotation of a GenBank genome assembly.